AUGGGGCCAGACAUAACGCCAGCAAUGAGGCCAGACACGGCCCGAAAUGAAACCAAAAAUGAGACCAAGCUUGGAGCCAAAAAUGAGACCAGAGAUGAGGCUAAAAGUGGGGCCAAGAUUGAGGCCAGGACUGGGCCAGAAAUAACACCAACAAUGAGGCCAGACACGGGGCCCAAAAUGAGGCCAGAAAUGGGGCCUAACGUGAGACAAACAAUGAGGUCACGACUUGGCCCGAAAUCGGCCGGCGCCGGGCCGGAACUAAGCAACCUUUCCCAAAAAGAGCUCCUUAUAGCAUCCACCGCCAUUUGA
Molecule: messenger RNA, 309 nt
Organism: Metschnikowia bicuspidata var. bicuspidata NRRL YB-4993
Lineage: Eukaryota; Fungi; Ascomycota; Pichiomycetes; Serinales; Metschnikowiaceae
Exons: 1
Coding region: 1-309 (102 amino acids)
Source: RefSeq, a predicted model, not a curated record